Cajanus cajan (pigeon pea) is the source of this 1113-nucleotide messenger RNA. Its product is annotated as Ankyrin repeat family protein. The record is from RefSeq and is a predicted model, not a curated record. Gene Ontology annotation, molecular function: protein binding. Lineage: Eukaryota; Viridiplantae; Streptophyta; Magnoliopsida; Fabales; Fabaceae.
AGUUUGUGCAGUGGCGUGUAUUUGUGCAAGUUUGAAGGUGAAAAGCAGAUUGUUAAGGAAGUGAUGGAGAAUAUGGAAGUUGACAGCUGCGAGAAGAAGAAGCAACCAAAGGACUUGUUCAAAGCUGCCGAAGAGGGUGACGCCUCAGCCUUCAAAUCCCUCUCUCAUCAAACCCUUUCCAAUGCCCUCUCUCUCACCAACGACGACCGCCGCUCCCUUCUCCACGUCGCCGUCGCUUCCGGUCACUUCCAGGUGGUGGAGAUCCUCUCAUCCUGUGAUGGGUCUGCUGCUGUCGUCAAUUCUGCUGAUGAGGAAGGCUGGGCGCCGCUUCACUCAGCAGCCAGCAUUGGGAAUUCGGAGAUUGUCGAGAUUCUCUUGACCAAAGGAGUUGAUGUUAAUCUAAAAAAUGAUGGGGGUCGCACUGCUUUACACUAUGCGGCCAGCAAAGGUUGGUUGAAGAUCGCUGAAAUGCUCAUCUCCCAUGAUGCCAAGAUUAAUAUAAAGGAUAAGGUUGGUUGCACUCCAUUGCAUCGAGCAGCUAGCACUGGAAAAUCUGAGAUGUGUGAACUUUUGAUUGAAGAAGGAGCAGAGGUUGAUGCCGUUGAUAAAGCUGGCCAAACCCCUCUAAUGAAUGCUGUGAUUUGCUGUAACAAAGAGGUAGCCCUCCUUCUGAUAAGACAUGGAGCAGCUGUAGAUGUGGAGGACAAGGAAGGGUACACAGUGCUUGGUCGAGCUACAGAUGAAUUUAGACCAAUAUUAAUUGAUGCUACCAAGGCCAUGCUUGAGUAGUGAUACAGCUAUAACAAAAUGAGAAAAUUGUCACUAAUGCAAAAGAGAGCAGAAUUGUGGAGUUCUGGUGUUUAUAUAUUUCAAUGCAUUAAUCAUGGUUUCUCUGACAACUAUCUAACACAGGCAAAAGCUCAGUUUUACCCUUGUAUUCUCAGUUGUUAAACCAAUCCGUUUUGGUUUUUUUUUAUUUUUUUUUUAUUUGUCUUCUUUUAAAAUCAGAAAGAUAUAGAAUUUCUCUCUGUUUUUCUUGUGGUCUUUCCUCGCAUUACCGUUUACAACGCACUCCCUUUACCAAAGAGUUAACUCAGUUUGUUGAGAAGAAUA